Messenger RNA from Trichosurus vulpecula (common brushtail), 1345 nucleotides. It is a transcript of the gene CISD2, whose product is annotated as CDGSH iron sulfur domain 2. NCBI's taxonomy places the organism in Eukaryota, Metazoa, Chordata, Mammalia, Diprotodontia, Phalangeridae. Gene Ontology annotation, biological process: autophagy of mitochondrion; regulation of autophagy. Gene Ontology annotation, molecular function: 2 iron, 2 sulfur cluster binding. The transcript is spliced from 3 exons. Gene Ontology annotation, cellular component: intracellular membrane-bounded organelle; mitochondrial outer membrane. The record is from RefSeq and is a predicted model, not a curated record. The coding region runs from base 167 to 574 and encodes 135 amino acids.
GUCACCGCUCCCUCGCGGCGGGCCUAACACGGACCCGCCUCCCCGAGAUCCGCGAGCCCAGUUCAGGCAGGAGACAGAAAGCAACCCGACUCGCGGAGCAAGCGCAGGCGCAGUAGCGGUCAGGAUCCGCUCCGUUAGCAAAAGGCAAAUAGCUUGGAGACUGAGAAUGGUGCUGGAGAGCGUGGCCCGCAUCGUGAAGGUGCAGCUCCCCGCCUACCUCAAGCGGCUCCCGGUCCCGGAGAGCAUUACCGGGUUCGCCCGGCUCACAGUUUCAGAAUGGCUUCGUUUGUUACCGUUCCUGGGUGUACUUGCACUGCUAGGCUACCUUGCAGUUCGUCCAUUCCUCCCCAGGAAGAAACAACAGAAAGAUAGCUUGAUUAAUCUCAAGAUUCAGAAGGAAAAUCCAAAAGUAGUGAAUGAAAUAAACAUUGAAGAUUUGUCCCUUACUAAAGCUGCUUACUGCAGGUGUUGGCGUUCUAAGACGUUUCCUGCCUGUGAUGGGUCACAUAAUAAACACAAUGAAUUAACAGGAGAUAAUGUGGGUCCACUAAUAUUGAAGAAAAAAGAAGUAUAGGAGUGUUGGACUAAUUACUUUAAUUUCUGUGGUAUAAAAUCAUUAUAUUGUAUUUUUCAAUUAUUUGUGUCUAUAAGUGCCUUUGAAUGGCAUAGAUCAUAUCUUUAGUAGUCUUAAUUAAUGUUGUUGGUCUGGUCAUCAUUUCUGCCAUUUAGUUUUCUUACUACACUACUGUUUUGUAUUUGAUACUUUGUAUAUUCAGAAGAAUCAUAUUUAUGUAGAACUUAAAAACUGAACAAGCCUUUGCAUUAUGAAAUAAUAGGUUCCUUUGUGUUUCAGCAAUAAAAUCAUACUCCUGAUCUUAAUUUUUAACUUUGAGACUAUUAGUGUAAGAUUUCUGUAUUACUCCUAAAACUAUUUAUCUGUGAUGACUUAUAUACAAUAAUAGCAUUUUCAACAUCUACAUAACUCCUUUUAUUUUCUGCAGUGUAAAAAUACAUAUUUUUCAAACACUUCUGUACCUUGAAAUUAUUUUUCUUCAGCCUUGUCAUCUUUAUAUGAAUAAGAAAAUAUGUUGUGGCCCAAUGUGUAUCAAUUCUGUGCUCUCAUGACAGUAAUGUGUUAGGUAACUGGGCUAAAGAUAGGUUCUUUGCUUUAAGAAGAUUCUGGUGCAAUGUGGAUCCCAACUGGAGAAAACUAGAUGAACAGGAUUUUUAAAAACCCAAAUAAUUUAAGGAGUGGUUAUUUGUAUUACAACAAGGGUUCUUUGGUUUACAAAAGAAUUCCCCUAAAGGGGCUUCUUUGAAUAAAAAUUUGCCUGUCAGUCAUGAA